Molecule: messenger RNA, 2727 nt
Organism: Trypanosoma theileri
Lineage: Eukaryota; Euglenozoa; Kinetoplastea; Trypanosomatida; Trypanosomatidae
Exons: 1
Coding region: 1-2727 (908 amino acids)
Molecular function (GO): zinc ion binding
Source: RefSeq, a predicted model, not a curated record
AUGUUGAGUACUCCUCCAAUUGCAUUGACGCCUGCAAAGGAGAAACCAUUAGGCUCUUCAACACGACUUGCACGUCCUGUGAAAGAUGAUCAUGCCUCUUUCUGGUAUGAACUACAACAACAUCCACGAACAUUAGGAGAAUUACUGGCAAGUCCAAUUGGAGCAAAUUUUAAAUCAUGUCCUCGUUUAUUUGCACACUUACGAGGAGCUACAGCACGACGAUAUAAGGUGUUAUCUACAUGGAAACGUGUUUUUCUACUCUUCCAGUAUCCAUUUAUUUUAUAUUUUGAGAAUGAUAAAGAAACAUCACGUUGUAAGGGCCUUAUUUACAUGGGAGAGGAUUGUGGUUUAUUAUAUUAUGGUAUUGCACCAGAUGGAUCUGGUAAAUGCAAUGUAUUGUGUAUUUUACCAGUUGUUCGCCGAAGUAUUCACCACACGACUCAACAGGAUGAUGAAGAUAACUAUUAUCUUGCCUUUGACUCAUCAGAGAAAGCUAGUUGGAUGUUUAAUAUAUUAUCAGAGUCGAAGAAACAAAAGGAUAAGACGUCUCUUAGUUGGUUUGGUUUACAGGAAACUUCUUCUAAGGAUGCAGGGAAUGGGCAAGAAAACACAUUUACUGGCUUUUCACCAUCAAGUGAAUCAACAUUAGGUUUAAAUCCAUUACCAUUGCCUUCUUCUUCUUCUCCAGAGAUAUUAUUGUUAACGCGAUACAAUAAGAGAAAGAUUGAGGAAGUCACUCCAUCGUGUGUGAUAUCUUUCAUUCAUACGCUCUUAAAAGAUUGUCGGAAGUUUGUGACGACAACACCGUUUCCACAACCUUAUUUACUCCAAGAUAAUCAAUCGGAGAUAUCUUCACAUAAUAAUAAUAAUAAUAAUAAGAGAAAGAAUACAGUUCUUCAUUCUUGCAGAUCUUCAUACUUUACUGAAGAAAGACGACUUGUUAUUAACACGGAUCAGGUUCACAUAAAUGUUACAUGUAAACAUUGUGGAGAAUCCCCUGUUAUUGGAUUUUUGUAUACUUGUAUAGAUUGUAAAGAGGAUAAAGUCUCAUUAUGUGCAGCUUGUUUCCGCCUUGGAAAACAUAUCCCACAACACAAUUUUAGUGUUAAUCCAGAUCCACAUCGUUUUAUCUCUUUACUUGGCUUGAAGGAAUCCGAUAAAAGUAUUAUACCUCCAUCUUUUCUUUUACCUCCUCUGGAAUAUUCUUGUUGGCCAAAUUUUCUUAUAUCGGAGUUAAUUCUUAUAGAGAUUGUAUUCCGCCGUAUUACUGGUCAACACGAGAGUGGUACCUCAACGAUGCCUAUGCGUAAAUCCACCUUAUUAUUCUUUUGGGAAUGGAGUGGAGUGGAAAGUGUACUUUGCCUAACAGAAAAAGAUCUUUCUCGUGUUUGUCGACAUAUGGAUAUUAUUGAAUUUCAUGAAUUUUGUUUGCUAGUUCAUUUAAAACUUUGUUCCACACAUGCGAUGGAUAAGAAGGAGAGUAACAGAGAAUCUAUUCAUGAAGAAGAAGAAAAAGAAAAAGAAGAAGAUAGAGUGCUAGCAGAGUUAUGCAGGCACUGUAUGGAGAGAAGUGAUGUUGAGGCCUUUGUAUGUAUAGAAUUGGGUCUACUUCGUCUACUCGCCAUGUUAUUUGUAUUUGAAGAACUGGAAAGAGAAACAUCUGCACAAGAUAUUCAUGAUGUGAGAAGAAUAUAUAUACAUACACUACAUCUUAUCUUAACACAAGAUGCACUCUUACGAUCAAAUGAGAGUAUAAGUGGAGAAGAGACCACAACAACAACAAUGAUAACAUCAUCAGCAUCACUUCAUAAACUUUCUUGUGAAGGGACUGCUGGGUUAUUAGACUGUUGUGCUCUGCUGAUAUUACUCCGUCACUGCAGCGGUGUAUUUCACCCACAGAAGAAGAUUGAAGUGUUUGAUAAGGGCAAAUCAUUCCUUACACACGCAAUAGAUAGAAUGAAUGCAAAGUUAAUGAAAUCACAAGGGGACCCAUCUAGUCGUAAUAGUCUUCACGAUAACAAAGAUCCUAUUCAAACUACUACUACUACUACUACUACUAAUAAUAAUAAUAAUAAUAAUAUUGUUGGUAUUCCUUCUGAUAAUUAUACAAAAGAGGAAAAUAGUGAUAAUAUGAGUAUACUUCCACUUUGGUUAAUUGUGGAAGUUUUUCAUUACACCUGUGCGAGGUUUGACAUCACAUUAAGUGAUCACAGUGCGUGUGAGAUGGUACGCCGCUGGUAUGUUGGGGCGCAACUGAAAGAGGAAUACAUGUAUGUAAGUUCAACAGAACCUCAUAUAAAAGUAGAUUCUCUUUAUUAUGUGGAAUUUGUAGAUGCAUACAAUACUAUUCUAUCCAUGUGGCGAGAUCGAAAAUUAUAUAUUUCUCUUCUACAAGAAAAUAAUAAAACCGAUAAGAGUGACUUUAUGGGAUUUGAUAUGAAAAAGAAAAGAGAAACUUUAGAUUCUAAUCUUGUGAAUAUAAACUUUUCACUUCGUCAGGUGUUGGAUGAUGUGUUACGUUACUCGUUAAGUGAUCCACUUCAUUAUUAUACAACAAUGCCGGAGAGUCUUCACCCAAACGGCUGUGAUGGCUGCGGUAUGAUUCCCAUUAUUGGAUAUCGCUAUCGAUGUAAUAUGUGUAAAGAUUACGAUUGGUGUCUGCGUUGUUAUCAAAGUAAGAAGGAACAACAUAAUCCAAGGCAUACCUUUUCACGGUAUCCAGAUUGA